Papaver somniferum (opium poppy) is the source of this 1066-nucleotide messenger RNA. Its product is annotated as peroxidase 39-like. Gene Ontology annotation, cellular component: plasmodesma; plant-type cell wall. The transcript has 4 exons. The record is from RefSeq and is a predicted model, not a curated record. The coding region runs from base 8 to 1009 and encodes 333 amino acids. Gene Ontology annotation, molecular function: heme binding; peroxidase activity. Gene Ontology annotation, biological process: hydrogen peroxide catabolic process; response to oxidative stress. NCBI's taxonomy places the organism in Eukaryota, Viridiplantae, Streptophyta, Magnoliopsida, Ranunculales, Papaveraceae.
UUGUAUUAUGAAGACAAACACUUCUUUUCUUUUGUUUGCUACAGUGUUAGUUGUUGUUCUAAUUGGCACCUUGACUUUUGAGGUUUGUGAUGGAGCUCCGCAUGGGAAAGCAUUGAAGCUGAAGUUUUAUGACAAAACUUGUCCCAAAGCUCAACAAAUCAUAAAGACUGUUGUCGAAGACAAUGCUGGAUUUGACCCUUUCUUAGGUGCAUUACUACUUAGAAUGCAUUACCAUGACUGCUUUGUACGGGGAUGUGAUGGAUCAAUAUUGCUUGAUCCAACAAGUAAAACUCAGCAAGUGGAGUUACAAGCUGAACCUAAUUUAUCUUUACUUGGAUUCGAUGUUAUCGACGAUAUCAAAACUCAAGUUGAGGCGGCCUGUCCGCAGACUGUUUCUUGUGCAGAUAUCGUUGCAUUAGUUGCCCGUGAUGCUAUCUCAGCCCCGUUCGGAAGACAGAUGUGGAAGGUACCAUUAGGGAGAAGAGAUGGAAGGGUUUCGCGUGCAUCUGAAGCGAUAGCCAAUUUACCUUCUGCUUCAUCAAACUUCAGUGCCCUUCUACAGCUCUUUGUUCAUAAAGGUCUCAAUAUUAUUGAUCUCGUUGCUUUGUCAGGUGCACAUACGGUUGGAAUUGCACAUUGCGACGUAAUAUCAAGAAGGCUCUUCAACUUUACAGGGAAAGGUGAUACAGAUCCAUCUAUCGACCCGACUUAUGCAAAAUCCGUGAAAGCACAUUGUUCUGCCAACAGCAAAAAUAUAGUAGAGAUGGAUCCUAGAAGCUCGUUUUCUUUCGACACCCAUUACUAUAAGAAUCUUAUUCAAAAGAGGGGUUUAUUUGAGUCUGAUGCAUCACUUGUUGGAAACCCUUUUUCAGCUAAGCUAGUGAACCAGUUUCAAAAUGCUGAUGCAUUUUUCGCACAGUUUGCUAAAUCAAUGAAGAAGAUGGGAGCUAUGGAUGUACUCGCUGGAAACCAAGGAGAGAUUAGGAAGACUUGUCACCUACGUAAUUAAAUGAUGAGUUCUCUAAUUAAGUCUGUACGUCGAGCUUUAAAGUUCAUGUGCACGCGA